UGUUAAUAUAUAUUCGUAGGUAGGUAGCUGGUAAUUUCCCUCGAUUUUGCUUCGUAUAUGGAACGUUGUAUCAGAACAAUUUCUCAAAGCAGAUUCUCGGCUUCAAGGACCAGAGCCAACUUUGGGCAUCACAUAGUCGUUUAGCAAGGUACUUGAACAAGUCGGCAGGUCUUGGCCCAUACGCAAUUCCCAGGGAAACUAUAUUACAAAGAUGCCGAACAACAAGACAGUCAAGGUCGGGGUUUUCAUCCCGACCGAGUGCCAGCUCCUCGACAUGGCCUGCGUCGACGUCUUGGCGUCGAUGUCCCAGGAGUAUCUCAGCUUGCUGCCCAUGUUGCCAAAGCAUAUCCCAGCGCUGGCGCCCAGCAUGAGUUUCUUCUACAUCACGGCCCCGGCUACGGCCAGCGGCGAGAGCACCGAGCCGCACUCUCUGGGUCUCUUACAACUCACAGCGGGCGCCAAGAUUCAAGCCACGCACGACAUCUCGCACCCGGACGUGCAGCCAGGCAAGCUGGACAUCCUUCUCGUCCCCGGCCCGGAGCCGAGUACAGACUGGGACGAAGACGUGCUCGGGUUUCUCAAGGAUCACGCUGAGCAGAGGGAAACGACGGAUGUGUUGAGCAUCUGUACGGGCGUCUUCCUGUGCGGCGCCGCGGGGGUGUUGGAGGGGAAGAUGGUUUGUGGGCCGAGAGGUUUCCAGGACGUGUUGAGAAAGAGGUUUCCCGGAGCCGAGUUCGUAGGGGAGAAGUAUCGAUGGUUCCAGGACGGGAACUUUUGGAGUUGCGGCGGCAUCACGAACGGCAACGACCUCGUCGCGGCGUACGCGCGAAACAGCAAGAAACACUUCCCCCCAGCGAUUGCUGAGAUUGGGUGUCAGAUGACCGACGUCGGGGACAGGCCGCAGUUGUACGAGCAAGGGCAGACAAUGUUCUUCAUGGGGUUUCUGUGGCAGAUUGUCAAGGCUUGGUUCGGGAAGCCGAGCAAGGGGACGCAGAGAAAGAACAUCUAGAAUAGAAUGGAAGGCUUUAUGAGUGAGUCAGAGAGACGACGAACUCAAACUUGGAGCUGGGCAGGUGGCGGUGUUGUAUUUCAAGGUACCUGCCAUCAGGUAAUCAAUCGACUCGUUGUGCCAACUGUAACAUGGCAGCUGGAAAAGUGCAAAAAGGAUGUAAAUAUCACGGUCAAAUUCACUCGAGGAAAAAAGAGGCGAUUCAAGAAAACCAAUCGCGAAAGUGGUCCCAGGCAGCAGCUGCACCUCGAUUCUGUUCUCCG
Colletotrichum navitas is the source of this 1272-nucleotide messenger RNA. Its product is annotated as ThiJ/PfpI family protein. The transcript is spliced from 2 exons. Bases 212 to 1009 code for a protein of 265 amino acids. Gene Ontology annotation, biological process: regulation of DNA-templated transcription. Lineage: Eukaryota; Fungi; Ascomycota; Sordariomycetes; Glomerellales; Glomerellaceae. The record is from RefSeq and is a predicted model, not a curated record.